AUGGUACCAAAUCCAGAAAUUAUUGAAGUAAGUUUUUUCUUUGUUGAUAUACCCAAAACUUAUCUGACUUAAUCUGAUGUGCAUUAUUUGAAGGAUUAUUAGACUUGAUAUGCACGUGUGAUGGAUUAUGAAGGCAGGCUAGAUAAAGCCAAGCGAAAAAGUCUAGUAAGGACGCACCUCAUUCCCUUUUUUGAUAUUAAUACUUGUUUACAGGAACCCAUUGCCGAUCUAGGUAUAUUAUGUUGCCCGAAAUGCUCCGAUCGUCUUGAACCCCUGUUUUUGGAUACUUCUGGAGAAGGAAACGAUAGGAAACAAACGAUAUGGUGGACUUGCAGAUGGGUUUCGAGCAAGGUAAGAGUGCUUAUAUGUAAUUAUUCUGUUUUUAGAAAUGCGAUUUUCCCCUCAACAUGCCUUCCAAUGUGUAUUGGGUGACUCGAACAGGUCCGGAGAUUGAUCGAGGCUUCGUUCCCCUCCCCAGAGUGGAUCUUCUUCCUCGGCGCCUGCAGUAUUUAUAUCCACAGAUUUUUCCUGAUUCUCCCCGGCCAUCGAAAGGUAAGAAAAUGCGUAGCCUCGCGUCCGAUCUCUUUUUCAGAGCGAUCGUUUGGUGCGCGAACUCUUUGUCUCGAGUAGUAUCAUAUCAUUUAUGUGGAGUAUUUCAGAUGCCUUCUUUUCACUGGAAUCACUCAGUUCCGAGUCUCCGUCCCCAGUGUCCAAGCCUGAGCGGAAAAAAGUAGCAAAUAAUGCUCAUAAUAGUGUGGAGGCGUCAAGAAAGCUUUUGGCUGAGAUUCUAAAGAGCAAAAAGGCUGUACCCCCCACGCAGGUAAUAAGUCGAGAUCAAGAGAUUUACCAAUUAUUACAGCAAGUCAGCCGGAAGUCGGAGGCACAGAAUUCGUUUUAUAGGAAGUAUGUCAUUUUAAUUAUUAUUACGGCGCUUAUUAUAUAUGUUAAUUCAACUUUUUAUUUUCAGCCGUGUCAAAGCUAGGCGUCGUGAAGAGAUUAAACCGGAGAUGGAUCAUGUUAGAUUUAAUUCCGAUCAGAAAGCCAAACCGGUUGAGGUAUUCCCGGAUCAUAAAGGAGCUUUGGUAAGUAUUAGAGAACAAUGUUUUUUGAGCUAAUUAUUUGAUUUUAGAGCUCAUUAAUUAAUCUUCGAUACUCCCAUGAAACUUUUAUCGAUAAUUUGAAUUCGGAGAUGUGCCGAAAGAAGAUUCUGACUCCAACUCCAGCCAUUGACCCGAGGCAACGAGCCCAGAUGGAAGCAAAGACGGGUAAACAUGGAAAAACACUCUGUGAUUUUGUAGCAAAUUCAACUACGUAAGUUAAUAUCAAUUUUAAUAUAUGAAUGUAUGCUGUUUAACUAUUUUUUUGCAGGAAAAAGGCCCGGUAUGUAUACAACGACGGAGAUGCGAGGUGGAGGAAGAAGAUCAGUCGCGAGACGAGGGAGAAGCACUUUUACUCUUUAUUGGCCUCAUUGCCUAAACAAUUGAGUGACAAGAGUAUCGUGACUAGGCUGGGAAUACCUAUUCUGGUAAGUUUCCUUUUCAUCAAGCCGUAAUUGUCUUUAUUGUGAUAGAUUUGCUGUUUUAUGCACUUAAAAACAAUAUAUUUUUUCAGCCUUGUCGAGAUUGUAAUACACCGGCUUCAACCGAACUUUCGAUGUCCACGGCUUCAACAUCGACAGGAUCCAGAGAAGCUGAGGCUGUUGAUUCGAUCGAUGACUUCAUAAAAUCAACAGGAAACCCGGAGAUCGACCAGUUGAUUAGACAACAGUUCAGGAAUGUCCUAAAGAACAAGAAGUUGAGACGAAAGAAGGGAUCUCGAUCUCGGACACCUCAAGUGAUGCCACAAAACCCACCUCUAACAGAAGAAGCAGUGACAGAAGAUGCCGAGGAGUUGUUUAGAGGAUUCAGUGAGCUUGGGGGAAUGUGGCAAGGGCAUAGCAAUCAAGAAAUAACUCGGAAUGAUGGGCCUGUCUACCAAGAAAUGCAAACUUUCAACCUUGAGACGCUCUCUAAUCCGCCCGUUGAUCCAGAUACUAAUCAGGAGCAUCUCCAGGAUCCACUUCAUGGUCUCCCCGAUACCAAUGAUCCUCAUUCCCAUUUCUAUGAGUCUCAUAACAAUUUCUUUGAUCUGGAUGCAACAACACACUUUGAUGAACAUCACGGGUUGCACGACAACAUUUAA
Molecule: messenger RNA, 2181 nt
Organism: Bursaphelenchus xylophilus (pine wood nematode)
Lineage: Eukaryota; Metazoa; Nematoda; Chromadorea; Rhabditida; Aphelenchoididae
Source: the annotation of a GenBank genome assembly